This is a messenger RNA of Thunnus maccoyii (southern bluefin tuna), 2929 nucleotides long. RefSeq names its product even-skipped-like1 (gene eve1). Lineage: Eukaryota; Metazoa; Chordata; Actinopteri; Scombriformes; Scombridae. Gene Ontology annotation, molecular function: DNA-binding transcription factor activity, RNA polymerase II-specific; RNA polymerase II cis-regulatory region sequence-specific DNA binding. Bases 201 to 914 code for a protein of 237 amino acids. The transcript has 3 exons. Gene Ontology annotation, cellular component: nucleus. The record is from RefSeq and is a predicted model, not a curated record. Gene Ontology annotation, biological process: regulation of transcription by RNA polymerase II.
ACAGACCUGGAUGAAGUGUGUGUGUGUGCGUGAGAGAGAGAGAGAGAGUCUCAAGGAGAUAACUUUUUGUCCUACUCCAGCCAGCAUCUUCACCGGCCUUGCAGUCUGCAACGGGAGGAUAUCUGACCUAGGACUACCGGGGAAAAGAUACACAAAAGCAGGGUUUUUUAUUUUUUGCACUUCAAUCACAGAACAGCCUGAUGCUGGCGGAGGGCAGACAGACGCCGGUGGCGGCUGCCGGCGGAGAGGAGCGGCAGGAGCCGUGCCCGCGCAGCGCUCUGCUCGACCAGAGCCGGCGGCACCGGACGGCGUUCACACGUGAACAGCUGUCCCGGCUGGAGCAGGAGUAUGGGAAGGAGAGCUACGUCUCCAGACCCCGGCGGUGCGAGCUGGCCACCGCGCUCAACUUACCGGAGACAACGAUAAAGGUGUGGUUCCAGAACAGGAGGAUGAAGGACAAACGGCAGAGACACUCCUUGCCUUGGCCCCACCCUCUUGUCGACCCCCUGGGGGCAAUCCUGAUGGGCCGGGCCUCUCCUUCCUCGACUUUCCCGUAUCCCUUCAUCCCACCGCAUCUCCCCCACCUCCCCCUCCACCACUACUCUCCCCUGGCUCUCUCGUCGCCAGCAUCCUCAGCUCACAGCCCAUACAGUGCACCCCUGAGACCCCUGGAUGCACUCCGCCUCUCGCAAUACCACAACAGGCCGGGGGGGCUGCCUCCAACGACAGGGGCUCUCUACCCCUCCACCAGCAUCAUGCACCAUCCGGCCUCAUGCCCUUGCCCCCUCUGCCUGCACUGGGGACCAGAACAACUGCUUAAAGCCAGAGAGGAGGCCCUGGGACUGAGCCAGCCCCGUAGUCCCAAAGCCAACAUCCAGCCUGCUGCUCUUGACAGGAGGGAGGAGGUGGUGUAAAAGCAGACGGAAAUUGAAUUUUGUCACAUUCUCCAUGGCAAAUAAGCUGCUGCAGUAUGCUCACUGUGACUGGAUGUCUCCUCCAAAAUGCCAUCUACACAGAGGAGUUUGCCAAGUCACAACAGCAAUAGACUUAAGAGUUCCACUAGCUUGUGUGUAACUCUGAAUAACAGACGCGACCGCACAAGCACCUCAAAACAUGAACUGGAAGCUUAAUUAAUUCAAAUGUCUUAUCUAAAAAAACAGCAAUGCCAAAUCGCAUGAUACUGCUGAUGAACUGGAGGCAAAUGUUUAUUAUGUGUAUUAUGUUUCAUUUGGAGUACACUGGCAGCCCAAAGAUGUAUUCAGAUUGAGCACCAAGCAGACGUUUGUCCUGUUUUAUUCUCAUGGCUACACUCUUUGUACAGUAUGAGUUUACUCGACACAAACAGCUAAUAUACCAGCAGUCCAAAUCUCAGCCUGUGUGUGACGGUUUAAACGGUUUAUUGGAAAAUUGAGUUCUCUAUGAUUUUCCUCCAGUGUCUCUAUUUUUUCCUUUUUGUUUUCAACAAGUAUGAAUGCAACAUUGCCUCAAUUUGUGCCACCUGGGGCAAAUUUGUGUCUGUUCAUGUCCACUUGCUUUUUUCCAUUGACUUUGUUUGUCAAGGCUCUAAAAUGUGUUGCAUUCAGUCUGAAAACAUCUUAAGAAUCCUUAAAGCCACAGAAUACUUAUUGCACAAAUCAAUAUCAUCAGGGUUGUACAAAAAGAUCCUGACUGACAUUACAUUUUUCAGUGUAAACUAGGGUUAAAGGUUUCCAUGAUUUUAAAAUGAAUACCUUUUGGGAAUAUAUCACUUUUCUCAGGAAGUGUCAUCAAAGCUAAUUUUAAAACACAGACUAUGGUAAAUUAUUCAGAAAAUAGUGUAUAUUCAUUGUUACCAUAUAGAAUAGUUUGAUCUACUUUUUCACACAUCCUCUCACCAGUUUUCUUAAACUUUUGUUUGGUGCUGAUCUGAAGUUUAUAAUGAGAGGUCAAGAUUAUGGCAAAACAAUAGAUGUUUGUGAGAAAUCCUAGUGAAUACCAUAUAUCUGCGUUGAUUUUCAUCCAUCUGCAAAAUUGAUACAAUGUGGUCAUUUUGCCUUGAAGGAAAAGUCUUCUUUUCUGAUUCAUCACCUUUGAUUCCAUUUCCAUACUAAUGGUACAUACUGCUGGUCAGCUCUUCAGAAUGAUUGGCUGUCAGAGCAUUUCUGCACUUUAAUGUUAACACCUUUUAAAUCCUCAGAUUUCCUAAGUCACCUUAGUUACUUUUCACUACAGUAUGGGCAGUGAUGUUUUUAAAAUCCUUGUUGGCCUGGAGUGGAAAGAUACAGCCAGUGCAAUGAAAGUAUGCACAUAUUUGUGGCAGCAUGCUGACAUGAUUCAGAUACAAUAAUGGAAUCAACCAAAAUCACACAAUUUUGAACUCAGUGGUUGCAAAAGCACAGUCACAUCAAGUGAAGACUUUAAUGUACAUAAAGUUAGAGUUGGUUUUAUUUUCUCUACUGUAACUCUAAUGACUACUGCUUUUAUUUAUUUGUACAACUGUAAAGUUUUAAGUAGCAUUCACUGACAGAUUUGGCUAUUUCAGGGUAAGAAGAGUAGUGUUUGUAGCAGUUUACAUUUGAUCCAAGAACAAAUUGAAUUCCUUGGUAGUGUAGGAAACUAGACUCCUAGUCUCUCUUACUAUUUAGGAGUGGUUCAAUAUUAUAUAUAAAAGACUGGAAGCAGGGGGAAACAGUUUGCCUGACUGUCCAAAGUUCAAUGAUACAUCUACCAACACUUCUAAAGCUUGAAGCUCUGUUGUGUAUGGAUUUGUUUAGUCCCAUACACAACAGGAAAGUAAAAAGUAAUUAAGUCAUUGCCGACUGUUGCUCACCAAGAAAUAGUUCCAGCAUGCAUCUCCAACUAAAACCACUAAUUGUCGCUGUAAAAUUUCUGUUCACGUACAGAUUAAACAAACAAGGUGCAACUUGAACUUUGGACAGAGCCUGGCUAG